Messenger RNA from Spodoptera litura, 3750 nucleotides. RefSeq lists its product as uncharacterized. Lineage: Eukaryota; Metazoa; Arthropoda; Insecta; Lepidoptera; Noctuidae. The record is from RefSeq and is a predicted model, not a curated record. Gene Ontology annotation, cellular component: transcription elongation factor complex.
UCGAAGGACGCCCCUGUCUGAACUUCCGAAGCGUUCCCAAUAAAAUUAUUUAUAAAAAAUGUGAAAAUUAUAAUAAAUACCCGAUUAAAUAUAUUGAAUUAAAGUUGUGAUAUUAGUUUUAGUAAGUAAGAAUCAAAUUCUUGAUUCAAGAUGAUGGAACACGUGCGAAUAUUUGAUUGGUGCUCCUCAGCACAUGAUAGGUACUUUGUAGAGGAAGCAGACUUAGAUAAUUGCAAUACUGAAAAAAUCCUGAGGAAUAAGUUCAUUGACCCUCUAGUAUCUAGCGACUCUGAAGAUGAAGCUCCUAAGAAAAUUGACUGGGAUGAAGUAUUUCAAGAUAAAAAGACUCACAAUGGCAGAUUGCAUGUGCCAUGUCUCCGUGGAGUAGCUCAGUACCCAAAGUUGUCUAAAUUGACUCCUAACAAACAGUAUCAGAUGUUAAAGGUUUUAUGUACUGAGAAUCCUCAUAUUUUAGGAGAUUUCUUUAUAGGCAAGCCUUCCAGGCAGGACUUUAAAGUAUUUGAGACUGAAAAAGAGACAUAUUUAGCUGAACAAAAAGAGUACAGAGACUGGGCGAAGACAAUCUGGACAACUGAUCACUUUAUUCGUGCUUUACGACCGAAACCAUUAGUGGAGGCUGUGUACGAGGCAGAGUUCAAAAUGAAAGCAUUACGGAUGCGCAGUCUACCCAAGCAAUAUGAUUUGGCUGCUCAGAUAACUCUUGAUAGUACGAGGAGUAACUGUGAUGCUGUGCUUAAACAGGAAUUGAUUGGUGUGUCUCCAGCGGAAGUACCUUUAAUUCAAUUGCCAAGGAAAAUAACAAAAGCAAUCAAUAUUAUUACACCUUGCACAGUGCCAGAGCCAUGCCAGAAACAUCCUUACCAAAUUGUAUUACCUCAUGAAAAUACACUAUCAAUGUUGCCAAUAACAGAGGUACACAAAGAGCUGGCAACCUUUGCAUGGACCAAUGGGGUACAGUACAUAGCCAGUGAAAAUGCUCUGAAGUGUCUUGUACAGUGGAACCGAUAUUGGACAAUACCACUGUCUGUUUGUGAGAGCCUUAGUCCUGAUGGCGACAAAGCUAAUGUAGUAGUAUUGGACAGUGAGUUCUCAGUAAAAAAAGAAGUUGCACCAAUCAGGACAUACAAAGCGUUCAGACAUUUACUAGAAUCCACACUUAUACCGUUAGCAGAAAAGGAGAAAGCAAGGAAGAAUUAUAUAAAUAAAGAAAAGCCAAAGGAAAUAGGUGCCAAAUUCUAUGUGAAUGCAAAAUCUAUAUUUGAAAGCAGCGAGUUAUCAAGUGAUGAGGAGGAGGAAAGUUUAUUUAUUGAUACAGGAGAGGUCACAGAGGACUCACCAAACCCAAAUAAGAAGAUGAAGACUGAGGAUAGCGUGAGAAGGUCGGCUCGACUGAUGAGUAACGAGAGCAUUGGAUACAAUACCAGGGCUGCUAGUCGCAGGGUCAGUGAGGAGUGCCAGGACAUAGGAGUCUAUAGCUGCACUUGUAAAGAUACGAUCUAUGAAAAGCCUCCACGUCGUUCCUAUAAAAAGUGGCAGUUUAGAAACAAAACAGACAAUGAACACCUCGACAUUAUCAUACAUUGUCCACACAAAGCAAGGGAUGGCUCAAGGGAACUAAUAUUUGAACCAACACCAGAAUACCAGUUGGAUUUAGGAGCCAGUGAACAAUCCAUAGACAGCUUGCGAAGCGUCGCCCUUUCACUCGCGCUCAGGAAGAAUGCUGCUGUAGUAAAUGUUCGCGUGGAUGGAUCGGGAGGUGACAUAGCAACGAUCGAUCAGCUGACUGCCGAAAGGUUUACAAAAAAACACCCUGACAUGACACGACAAGUCAUCACCGCCGUGCAUACCACACUCAGUCAGUUACAGGGGCUACUGCCUGGGCACUAUGUACUGCUACAUGAGCCAAGUCAUGGAGCAAAUAGUUUGCUUCUAUCGUCCCGGUCUGGCCGUGGCGCUCGCCUACUGCUACAGUUCGACAGCUCCCAGCUGGCCGAGGCGGACGAAGCACGCAUGGUGCGCAACCCGCCUAUAAUCAGCAAUGCACUACUACCAUACCACAAAUACCGUAAAAUCCUACCCUGCGCCUUCACGCCUUACGAGUCACAAUUAGCCAAAGAGAUCAAAAAACCGGCGACUAAGAAGAAAACCCCACCACAAGCUCUCAAGUUGCAAGCGGAGCAGCCGGAUAGCGAGGCCAGUCCAAAGGUACCAUUGGGGUUAUCCAACGAAUUUGUCUUUCUUCCCGACGUAAAGUAUCACACUGAGUUCAAUGGCUUACAGAGAUUAGCCUGGUAGUUCCACUGGGACCGGUAGUCAAAUGUAAAUAGUGUAUACAACCACUAUUUACAUUAGUUCAUCAUGCUUUUAUGUUUUGCUGCUUUAUAUACUUGUGUAAUUAUGUAAUGUACAUUUGAAACUUUAUUUUUUGUGCAAACUGCUUGUAUACAUUGCCAUUCAUUCCAUCUUUCCAAAUCUAUUUUGUUCUUAAUGUAUAUAUUUUAUGAGCGCCUUGGCUUCGAAUAUAUUUGCAAAAAACAAAAUAUCGAACUGCAUGCCUGGAAUUAUACAUUAUGUUUAUUAUUUAUGCGUUUGAUUUAAACCUCAGUAGAACUAUCGAACUAAUCUCUGGAUAAUGUCGGUUUGCUGAUUCGGAUGGAGCACGAUUUACUCGAUUACCAACCAGCGCAAUCAACGGAGCAGGGCUAAGGACGCGUAAGAUAAAAAAAUAGAUUUUCAUUCAUUUUGACUGAUGAUUCAGUUUUAACUUUCUUUCAUUUUCUGUGCAUAAUUAUUAUAACACAUUCAUUUGAAACCUCUUUAAACUAACGCGAUCCCUCCGUUGAUUGAUCUUAUAAUUUACAUCAUACAGUAAUAAUAACUGUAGUAUCAACAAGUUUUGGCCCAACAAAUUGUUGGGCCGAACUAUUAGCCUGCUUUUCUUGGCAGACAACAAGUUUCAAAGUAGGUUCUCCAGUGGCGGAUCGACUGGAUAUAAAGGCUGUGCUACAAAAGCAAGCCCAUAUGGACUCAAUGACUCAAGAGUUCCCCUCCACGGAAAUACCAGAGUGUAGUGUUAAAUAAAACCAGAGCAAAACGUAUCGCGGCUGCUUUUACAACCUCUCAUCUUUCAGAUCUAAGAAUAUCAAAAUCAAUCUUAAGUUAAUAUUGAGCUUUGCUCAAUGAAUUCCAGUUUUGUUGUUAGUAACAACCACUAUGGAGGCACUGAGAUGUGCGUUAACUGCACCUUCGUACCAUGAUCUGCACAAUUUUGAAAUUAUACUAUUACUACUUUUUGCAAGCUAAUAUGCAUUUUGAAUGAAAAUAAGCAUCUUCUAGCCCUAUUUUGAUAUAUUCCAGUUAUGAAAAAUUAAAAGCUUCGUUUGAAUCAUAAAUAGAGAGGACCAUAUCCGCCACUGAGAUUUCCCUUAAAGUACUAACAAAUACCUAAUUAGGAAGAAGCAGCCGACUGAUACUUAGAAAUAAAAUAAUUUAUAGUUUUCAGUGUAAAAAGAUCAAACUUUGGCUUAUUCUUUAAAACUCAGUUGUGCCUAAUAUCUUAAUAGCAAAAUAUAAUAUAAAGGAAAUAAUUUAAAUAAAUAGUUUCAGCUUUAUGUACGGUAUCCGUUACCCAGGUCAGAUGUUGUCGGAAAUGUUUGAAUCUUAUAGAUAAUUAGUUUUGCGGCUUCUGUAAUUGUUUCGAAAAUUUUUAAAUUUGUUGCGCUUAGUUUU